CUAAAUUGAGCAUGCGCAUAAGUAUUUAAGUUUACAGGACGAAUUUUCACUGAUAAAGCAAAAUGAGUCGAUACAGAUCAUAUUCAAGAUCUCCAUCGAGAUCUCGUUCCAGAAGUCCAAGAAGAGACUCCAGUAGAUCAAGUCGCUCAUACCGAGGAGGAGGUAGUUCACGUCGAGACGAUGACAAUUGUAGCAGAGUGCAUGUUGGUGAUCUUGGUAUUGAUUGUUCAAGGAGGGAAAUUGAAAAAGCUUUUGCGAAAUAUGGAAAGCUUUAUGAAGUAUGGGUGGCUAGAAACCCGCCCUGUUUUGCAUUUGUUGUAUUUAAGCGUUCAUCAGAUGCUGAAGAAGCAGUCCAUGAUAUGGAUGGAAGAAUGUUGUGUGGUGGUCGGGUCAGAGUAAGCUUGGCACGUCCACGUACCCAAGGACGUGGUCGAAGAGGUUAUGAUCCUAAUUUGAGGUGUUAUCAGUGUGGUGAACGUGGUCACUUCUCCAGAGAUUGUCGUUAUUACUCUCGAAGUUACAAGCGAUACGACUCUCGUUCCCGUUCUCGUUCUCGUUCUAGACCUCCUCGUAAUAGUAGAAGCAGGAGUCGCAGUCCAAGUCGCAAAAGGAGGUACACAGAGUCCAGAUCACGAUCUCGGUCCUUUACUCCCAAGAAAGAGGAUUCCCGUAGGAGCAAGCGAAGAAGUGAUUCAGGAUCACCAAGAAGAGAUACCAGCCCUUCUCGAAGGUUGGCUGAAAUAGAAAAGUCUGGUGUUAUAAUAGAUUCAGCCUGAUCAUAAUCAUCUAAUAUCAAACGCAGGUCUAUAAAUCACCAAGAUCACGUGCAUCACAUACAUCUUUGGUUGAAGAAACGUAUGGAUAAUCUUACUAUAGCCUGAUAUUUUUUUCUAUCUCUCAAUUGGAGAGAGUUUAUUGGUUGGAGGGUAUGCGCUAAUAUGGGAUAGUUGGUCAUAUAUACUCCUGACUGAUUGAUGGAUAAUAAACAAGACCAUAGUGUACAUUGAUAACUUAUCAUUUUGCAACAGGUGCCAAAAUAAACUGAUAAGUAAAACCAUUCCAGUAACGUUGCCAUUGUCUUCACGACUUUGCCUCCAACCAUUGGAAAUUAACUUAAGUACACUCAUUUGCAUAUCAAAAGUCACACUUUUAUUUGAUGGGGGGGGGGGGGUUAUUUUGAAAUGAAAUUGUAUGCUUGUGAUAAAAUAAUACUUUACCAUUUUUACAUUUCAUGCAAUUAUUCUUUCAGAUUGGCCCUGUUCUGAUUGAAAGUCCUGAAUUUAACUCUGCUGGUGAUGUUUCUAGAACACUGCAGCACAGCAAAAGAGAUAGUGGUUCCCUAGAUCAGUUUAUUUUGGCACCCACUAUAUCGCCUCAAUUGUCAUGUAGUUCAGUUUUCUCUCAACUUGCAUUGUUAGAUGUAGCUUAGCAAUGUUUCAUUUACACUUUUAGAAACAGGCGCAUGUGUAAGCCAAUAUACACAGUCAUCUAAUGACAAAAAGAAAUAAAAUAAUCAAUGAAUCUAUAAUUAUUGGAAUUUCAUGAUAUCAAACGUUGACAAUACUGUAUCUGUCCUACCAAUUUGUAUGUGAAAUUUAUAUCAUAGUAGUCCAGCAAACAAGGAACACAAAAUUGGAGAAUAUCCUCAUGGAAAUGUGAUGCAGAUGCAGUCUGAAUUUUUUUUAUUCUACGAUGGAAUCACAAUUUUGUUUUCGUUAAUUUUUAUUAGUUAAUUUUUGAAUAUUUUGUUUAAGUGGAAGAUACAUAAAAGAUAGAAUGUUAGAUCAUAGUUAGUGUAAACUAGUGGCUGUACUGCUGUCUUUUUGAAAAUAACUAGAUUCUUACCUUUAUUUAAAGUUGUAUUUACUUUGUAGUCAGCAAUGUUAAAUUACCUUUUAUGUUAGUAAUUUUUACUGUGAUUAAGUUAAACUUAACCAGUAUGCGACUUUUCAGCAUCAACAAAGUGGCCAUUAACAGACUUUUUGAUGUUAAACUUAAUACGUGUAUGUCUUGGCUGCAACCAAGUGAAAUAAAUGUUUUUUUUCCCCC
Molecule: messenger RNA, 2049 nt
Organism: Saccoglossus kowalevskii
Lineage: Eukaryota; Metazoa; Hemichordata; Enteropneusta; Harrimaniidae
Product: serine/arginine-rich splicing factor 7-like
Molecular function (GO): RNA binding; zinc ion binding
Source: RefSeq, a predicted model, not a curated record